This is a messenger RNA of Hordeum vulgare subsp. vulgare (domesticated barley), 676 nucleotides long. RefSeq lists its product as uncharacterized. Lineage: Eukaryota; Viridiplantae; Streptophyta; Magnoliopsida; Poales; Poaceae. The record is from RefSeq and is a predicted model, not a curated record. The transcript has 4 exons. The coding region runs from base 304 to 621 and encodes 105 amino acids.
UCAGCCGCGGCCACCCACACGUGGUCUCCUCUCCACGUCGGGAUCCUCCGAUCCACCCAGCCCCCUCUCGGUUUCUCAACUGAGCCAACCAGUCUCCAACUCCAUGGCAACGACCAGCAAGCCGAAGCCCGCAUGUGCUCUUCCUCCCUUGCCUCCCAGGCAUGUCCCGUGACCGCAGCUCCACGAUGAACCAGCGCCCGUGCCCCGGUCCAAACCUCCAUGCACUCCACGCCCGACCUUGAGCUCUGCCUCGUCCCGCAGCCGCACGAGGGAGGAGCCCCUCGACCCUGAGCUACUCCAACCAUGCGACCUCGCCGCCGGCGACCGGAGAACAAGUUGCCUCGACCCAGCCGCUGUCAGGCAUUGAAAAACAGGGAGGAGACCAAAAUGACUCCUGGAGACGGGACUAAUUCUUGGUUUGCACGGCAACCUCAAGCGCCCCCUUGGGAUGCACUAGAGUACAACAAACUAAUAUCAGCAGGCCCGUUGCUACCACGCAUGCAGCAAUACGCAAACAUAGGUUAUGGUGGUAUCCCAUGGAAAGUUUCACCACUUCAAGCUAUCGGAGCAUCGACCAGUGCAUGGCAACAGCUAACAUCUGUAGAAUCAAGCCAAGUGUAAAGAGUACCUGCGCAAACACAAACAAGCUUGCACCCAACGCUAUAAAGGGGUUGUC